AUGAUUCAAACUCAAUACACAUCAUAUACUAAUACAAUCAAACAAUUUGUUUUUGAUAUACAGUAUCCUAAUUCAAAUCUAUUAUCUGAGAUAGUUCAACCAAAUAGAAGAAUACAAGAUAUCUGUUUAAUUGGGAUCAAGAAAAGUGAUUGGAAAGAAAUUGAAAAUGAUAUCUGCAAUUCAGAAUAUACCACUCAUAAAAUUGAAAUGGUUGAGGACGUUUCACAAGACAAUGUAUUGGAGGUGGUAUAUUAUUAUAAACGGCCUCAACGGUAUUACUCAUUUUGUGACAUUAUGAACCAUCGCUCAAAAAAAAAGUAUAGAGAUGAAACUAAAGCAUUAUUAUCUUUGUUUCAAAUAAACAUUCAUUAUAAAUAUCAAACACUAUCAAUAACACAAAAAUAUAUAGUUCAUAUUUGUUGUAUUCUCAUAGGAUAUCCUAAAGUAAUUAUUUUAAAUUAUUUAAAAUAUCCUUGUCAUGAAGUCAUAAGUGGGUUAAAGUACAUUUCCCAUUUUGUACCAACUAUUCUUGUUUUUCCUGAAAUAAAUCAUGAUUAUUUCUUUUGUGACUAUACUAUUUCUGAACAAGAAACAAUUGAAUAUAACUCUCAACUUUAUCAAUUAAAAGAUGAUAUUAUCCAAAUAAUUGAAUCAGUCUAUCCUAUCACAAGCUAUCAUUACUUUGAGGAAUUUUACCUUUGUGUUGUAGAGUGGGGUUAUCAAUUCGUUGAAGUUACUAAAAGAAAGUAUAGAACAGGGUGGAGAUAUCCCAUAAAUAUUAUCCUUCAUCUUUUUCUCUUUACAAUUGGAGGUAUUUCUAUUGGAACAGUAUUUUUAUUAGUAAAUUACAACCAAACAACAUUAAUUCAAAAAGUAAAUGUUCUUUACUUUGCAACUAUUAGUAAAACAUUAUUUACUAUUGACCAAGUUAUUUAUUCAGUAAACAAUAUGAUUCAGAUACGAAAAGAAAAUCAGGUACAUAAGGUUCAUGCUUCAGCUUAUAUUCUUGCAGACUAUAUUUUCAAUCUACCAACAAUGGUAUUAAAUCCAACAUUAUUUGAUAUUGUGUUUUAUCCUUUUGUUGAUUUCCAACCUUCAAUUUGGAGAUUUUUAAAAUAUUGGUUUACAUCUUUAUUGUCAUCUCAAAUAAAUGUCACUAUGAGUGCAUUAAUUGGAUAUAUCAUUAUUAAUAAAAAGAUUGGUACUUUUUUAGAAAUAGCAAUUAUUUAUACCUUAAUGUUAUUUAGUGGAACUAUCAAGAAUUAUUUAAAUCUUCCUAAAUGGCUAAAAUGGAUUUAUACUAUUAGUUAUUAUAGGAUUACACAUAAUAUAUGUUUUAGUAUAUUUUUUGAUGGAGUUGAUUUAUUAUGUGAUGAAGAAGAUAUUCGUUUAAAUAAUUGUAUAUAUCAAAAUGGUGAUGUUUUUCUUAAAAAACUUAGAAUUGACACAGAUAUUCUCAGACAAAUGUUAUUUCUUUUUAUUUGGAUAAUCUGCUUAAGAGUUGGAGCAAUAGUAUUAAUUCGUCUUCACUUAUUCUUAGAUUUCUAUAGUUUUAAUAUCCCAUCAUUUGGAUACUUCUAUUCAACGCGUCUUCAUUAUUUUUUACACUCUUUAAUGAAUAAAUUAACACAUUAA
This is a messenger RNA of Entamoeba dispar SAW760, 1635 nucleotides long. RefSeq names its product ATP-binding cassette transporter, putative. Gene Ontology annotation, cellular component: membrane. Gene Ontology annotation, molecular function: ABC-type transporter activity. NCBI's taxonomy places the organism in Eukaryota, Evosea, Mastigamoebida, Endamoebidae. The record is from RefSeq and is a predicted model, not a curated record. Bases 1 to 1635 code for a protein of 544 amino acids. The transcript has a single exon.